AUGAAUAUUAAUAUUUCUUUUAUUAAUAUUUUUAAUUUGUUCAUAUUCAUUAUAUUUUUACACUAUUACAAUAAGAUUGCCUCUAAAACAUUUUGUAAUGAUGUUAAAUAUUUAAACGAAAUAAAAUUAAGUAAAGGAUCUUAUAGGUCCUUAUCAGAUGAUAUGGUUGGUAUGGCCAUGGAAACAUGUAUUUUAUGGAAAACCAAUUCAUCUCCAUAUGCUGUUGAAUAUGAAAAAAUAAAUGAUGAUGAAGAAUUAAGUAACCAGGAAAAAGUGAGUCAUAAAAAAUUGAUAUAUAGAAUAGAAAAAAUUAAUGAAUUAUACCAGAAUGAAAAUGAAAUAAAUAAAAUGAAUUCAGUUAAUGUGAAUGAAAAUAAUAAUAAUAAAAAAAAGAAAAAAUUUAAAAAGAAAAAAAAUAAGGAUUUAUAA
Molecule: messenger RNA, 429 nt
Organism: Plasmodium adleri (nom. inval.)
Lineage: Eukaryota; Apicomplexa; Aconoidasida; Haemosporida; Plasmodiidae
Product: Plasmodium exported protein, unknown function
Exons: 2
Coding region: 1-429 (142 amino acids)
Source: RefSeq, a predicted model, not a curated record